Phacochoerus africanus (Common warthog) is the source of this 357-nucleotide messenger RNA. It is a transcript of the gene SMIM36, whose product is annotated as small integral membrane protein 36. The transcript has a single exon. NCBI's taxonomy places the organism in Eukaryota, Metazoa, Chordata, Mammalia, Artiodactyla, Suidae. The coding region runs from base 1 to 282 and encodes 93 amino acids. The record is from RefSeq and is a predicted model, not a curated record.
AUGGAGUUUUACCUGGAGAUUGACCCUGUCACCUUGAACCUGAUUAUCUUAGUUUCAAGUUACGUCAUCUUGCUCCUGGUUUUCCUCAUCUCCUGCGUGCUGUAUGACUGUCGAGGCAAGGACCCCAGUAAGGAGUACCCUCCGGAGGCCACCCUGGAUGCUCAGUCCUCCAUCCACCUGGUGGUGAUGCAGCAAAGUUCUUCCAGGGCCCCCUGGGCAAGGGGCCCCAGCCUUAAUUUUGGGAAUGCUUCUCUGCUGGGGAAGAAAAGCACUAUGGUGUGAGGCUGGCUGAAGGAUACUGGACAUUCUGGACAAGCCAUUUCCAACAUGGCUACAAUUCUCACCGCACCCGGGUCU